Molecule: messenger RNA, 708 nt
Organism: Sinocyclocheilus anshuiensis
Lineage: Eukaryota; Metazoa; Chordata; Actinopteri; Cypriniformes; Cyprinidae
Product: glutathione S-transferase kappa 1-like
Exons: 5
Coding region: 67-483 (138 amino acids)
Biological process (GO): glutathione metabolic process
Cellular component (GO): peroxisome; mitochondrion
Molecular function (GO): glutathione transferase activity; glutathione peroxidase activity
Source: RefSeq, a predicted model, not a curated record
CAGACUGAGAUUUUCCCUUGACAAGUGCAUGUACUUAAGGUUCCCAGGUUUUCCCCUGACAAGUGCAUGUACUUAAACACUUUGAAUGCGAUGCGUUUUGUGACAGCUGUAGCAGAGAAGGAAAAAGAGGGAGGCGUGCUGGUGGAAAGGGUGUCUAGGGAGCUUUGGAAGAGAAAGUGGCGCACUCAUCAGGACAUUACCCAGCCUGCCUCACUCACUGAGGCAGGAUUAAAGGCAGGUCUGUCAGACAAUGUUGUGGAGGAAAUUCUGACCCUCUCCAUAUCUCAGCCAAUCAGAGACAAGCUGAAGAGUGUCACACAGGAAGCACUGAAGCAUAAAUGCUUUGAUUUUCCAUUUAUUGUAUGCCAUGUGAAUGGGAAGGCGAAGGUCUUCUUUGGUUCUGACAGAUUUGAGCUCAUGGCUUAUUUCAUUGGGGAGAAGUGGAUGGGGCCUCAGCCUAACAAGCCCACAGCCCAUAUGUGAUCACUACUCCUCCAUACUCAAUUUCAACUUCUAAAUGUUUAAAGUGGUGUAAAUUCACAUUUUUAUUUCAACAGCAAACACACGCAAAAUAAAAAAGAGCUGAAAAAUAAGCCAGGAAUACAGAAAUAGUCAAGCUGAGGUCUAAAUAAUACAUAUGUACUAACAAUAAAACAUAAACACUCCUAAAAAUGAAAGGUUCUUUAUAUCGAUGGUUCCAUGAAGAAC